UGGAAACAAUGAUCAAAACAUGGCUUUAAGAUACGUCUCUGUCUCCCUCUUGUCUCUUUGCAGGGAAAGAGGAAUAAGCCUGGGAUGGAGGCUGCCAGCUCUCCAGAUUCUGUGAGAGGUCGAGGGGAAAAUAAAGCCAUCAACCACAAUGAUUUGGACAGAGACUUUUGGAAUAACAAUGACAGCAGCAACGUGCAACAGAGAUGGAGCUCCUACCCGCCGAAGGAGUUCCUCUUAAACAUGUCUCCCUAUGCUCCCUACGGAGACCCUCGCCUCACGCCCAAGUGAGUCUCAGUCAUGGCUGUUUCGGGGACGCUUCCCUCUCGUCUGCUUCCACCCUGGAGCACAUCCCGUCCUCGGCCGUGGCGCGCCCUCGGCCUCUGGUCCGGCAGCAGAGCCUCCAACAGCCCCUCACUCACCAGCCCCCUCCGGGCCCAAACGACCCCCCAGUAACCUCACAGAGCCUGGGCCAGCUGCACACAGGCCCAGGCGGCGGGGGCCACCGCGGGGGCCCGCGCGGGGUCCGGGGGAGUCCGGCUGGAACCUCCCGGCACAGAGGAGCAGGGACAGGUCGAUCAAGGUCAAAUCCUGGCAGCUGGGAUCACAUGGUGGAGCAGAUCCGCCACAGAGGGCUGGACGUCAAGUCGUUCUUUGAGGGGAAGAUGGUUGUUCUAUCUCUAGCAAUCGGGCUGGCUGAACAGGAUGAUUUCGCCAACCUCCCAGAUCUCCAGGAAGCUCCAGCAGGCAUAGAGAACGAAACCACACCAGAAAAGAGGACUCCGGGUAACAAACCAGGCAGCAGCCCCAGAGGUCAGACCCCAGACGAGACCGGACGUCGCCACGAUGCCAACUCCUCUGUUUCUGACUUGGCCAACUCCGUCACCAGUGACAUGCUCAUGUUGUCUCCAGGUUCGGAGGAUGAUGACCACGAGGGUCAAGUGUGUGAGAAACUGGGUCGUAUUCAGUUCAGCGUUGGAUACAGUUUUCAGGACUCCACCCUCACUGUCAAAGUUCUCAAGGGCCAGGAUUUGCCUGCUAAGGACUUUUCCGGCACCUCUGAUCCAUUUGUCAAACUCUACCUGCUGCCAGACAAGAAGCACAAACUGGAGACCAAAGUCAAGAGGAAGAAUCUGAACCCCCACUGGAAUGAAACCUUCCUGUUUGAAGGAUUCCCCUAUGAGAAGGUGGUCCAGAGGACUCUAUACCUACAGGUUCUCGACUACGACCGCUUCAGCAGGAAUGACCCCAUUGGAGAGGUGUCCAUCCCCCUCAACAAACUGGACCUGGCCAACAUGCAGACUUUCUGGAAGGAGCUGAAUCCAUGUAGCGAUGGCAGCGGGAGUCGAGGGGAUCUGCUGGUGUCUCUGUGCUACAACCCCACAGCCAACACCAUCACUGUGAGCAUCAUUAAAGCACGCAACCUCAAAGCCAUGGACAUUGGAGGCACUUCUGACCCCUAUGUAAAAGUGUGGUUGAUGCACAAGGACAAGCGUGUGGAGAAGAAGAAGACGGUGGUAAUGAAGCGCUGUCUAAACCCCGUUUUCAACGAGUCCUUCCCCUUUGACGUGCCUGCUCACGUGCUGAGAGAGACCACCAUAAUUAUCACCGUCAUGGACAAGGACAGGCUCAGUCGCAAUGAUGUCAUUGGAAAGAUUUAUCUUUCAUGGAAGAGCGGCCCAGCAGAGGUAAAACACUGGAAAGACAUGAUGGGUCGUCCUCGUAAUCCUGUGUCCCAGUGGCAUGCUCUCAAGGCCUGAGGGACCCAAGGACCAACCUGCCUACAGUGUUUUCCCCUCAGAAUUCAGCAUUAGCCCCUUCCCUUAGCACAUAUCCCCCAUAUUUCCUGACUGCAGUGUUGGGCUGCAGACAAUGUGUGUCAUCUCUUUGUUCUCAGGCCUCUUUGAUAUCCUCCGCCCUCAGUCAUCCUUAAAAUUUCACCCUCGUCAAGUUCCGAUUCCCACCUGACCCUUGUCUCAUCUCUUUUGUCAGAACUUAAAAAUGUCUUUGAUGUCUUUCCUCACUUCCUCCUUGUGACCUUUUUCAAUGAGAUUUUUCUUCAAGAUCAUUCUCAGUCUUUCCUUCACCUUGUCAACCAUUCCCAGUGUUCAACAUUAGAGCAGGACCUCUUGCCACCCCUGACUACAAACUACCAACCAAAAACGUAUCAAACUAAUAUUCCAACAAUUCUCUGUGGCGGCAAGACGUGUGUGUGUGAAUGGCACUGACCUGUGCAACCCAUUUAUUCACCUACAUCUGGUGUUGCAGUGAGGAAUCUUCCACUCUGCUCCUCGCCUCUUCGUUCAAGUCCUCUUCCGUUACGUCACUAUUCCUGCAUACCUUUUUAAAAUGCCUGAAAAAUCAGGAAAACCGACACAGGCAAUGGAAGAGUGAUGGGCUGUAUUUUAAAUUAAUUUUUAAAUGGAAUUAGACUCUGUCACUCAACUCAUGUUUGAUCUUUUUCACUUUUCACUCUUUCUCUGGCACCACUGUAAUAAUUCUUCCUUGGCUGGAACCCUUUGUCGUCUGUGCGUGCUGUGGGUGAUGUGCUGUAACCCCAAAUGAAGUUCUUCGA
Molecule: messenger RNA, 2572 nt
Organism: Perca flavescens (yellow perch)
Lineage: Eukaryota; Metazoa; Chordata; Actinopteri; Perciformes; Percidae
Gene: syt7b
Product: synaptotagmin VIIb
Exons: 10
Coding region: 204-1757 (517 amino acids)
Biological process (GO): vesicle fusion; calcium ion-regulated exocytosis of neurotransmitter
Cellular component (GO): synaptic vesicle; synapse; plasma membrane
Molecular function (GO): phosphatidylserine binding; clathrin binding; calcium ion binding
Source: RefSeq, a predicted model, not a curated record